AUGCUGAUUAAUAUUGUGUGUUUCCGCGCGAAAGUGUCCUCGGCUCAUUUUCAAUCCUUGUGUUGCAGAUGACGACCACGACGAUCUUAACCACUCUCGACUUGGUCACACCAACAGGUACGUGUCGCUUUUUAUAUGGAAACGGACAAUAUCUCUCUCUCUCUCUCUUUCUUUCUCUCUCUCUCUCUCUCUCUCUCUCUCAUUCUCUCUCUCUCUCUCUCUCUCUCUCUCUCUCUCUCUCUCUCUCUUUCUCGCUCGCUCCUCUAGAAGUCGACGUCGCGUAAGCCACGUGGAAGUUUUUCGUCGGCCGUCCGAGUAUGUACACAGAAACAGAAAGAGAGAGAGAGAUAGAGAGAGAGUGAUAAGAGCGUAUUUGUGUGGGAACGCACAAUAUUCGUCGCGUUUCGUAGUGGGUCAAAUGCAAUUUUCAACGUUUCCUCCAAAGUUGACGCGUUCCCCAGAGAACCGCAUAAAGUCUGUGCCUCUUCCCUCCUUCCCGUUUGCCUAUUUCGGUCCCUAGCCGCUUCCCCUCUCUCUCUCUCUCUCUCUCUCUCUCUCUCUCUUCCAUUGACGUCAUCCGACCGGCACCGCUUCUUCCGUGAGCUGUUUUCUCCAGCUCGCGACUGAGUCAGAGCAGCUCAAACACGGCUUCAGGAGCACAAAGAGUAUUACGAAAUAGUUGUGCUCCAAGUUGGAACAGUGAUAAACACGGCGGAUAGGAAGGAAUUUGGUUUGGAGGAGGAGAGAAAAGAAGAGUGAUGGGGUUUAAGUGAUAAGACAUUGGAAUAAAAAUGACCGCGGAGACGAGAUACGUCAGUUUACCGCGUCCAAAGUCUCGGAAAACCCGCAAAUCUCGCGGAUUUUGCAGUCAAAAGUCGGCAGAAAAUUGCGGGAAAUCCGGGGUGCGCACAGCUGAACGAGUGUUACCGUACACCAUAAAACUACGGUAUUUUUUGAAAAAAUUUAAAUUUCUCGAGAAUUUGAAAAUUUUCAAAUUUCUUGGGUAAAUUUUCAAUGGUAUUUUUUGAAAAAAUUUCAAAUUUCUUGACAAUAUUUGAAAUUUUUCAAAUUUCUUGGGUAAAUUUUCAACGGUAUUUUUUGAAAAAAUUUAAAUUUCUUGACAAUAUUUGAAAUUUUUUUCAAAUUUCUUGGGUAAAUUUUUCAACGGUAUUUUUUUGAAAAAAAUUUAAAUUUCUCGAGAAUAUUUGAAAUUUUUUUAAAAAUUUCUUGGGUAAAUUUUUCAAAAAAAUACCAUAGUUUUUAUGGUGUACGGUAACACUCGUUCAGCUGUGCGCACCUCGGAUUUCCCGCAAAUUUCUGGACUGCAAAAUCCGCGAGAUUUGCGGGUUUUCCGAGACACCGAAACCUACAAUAGCGAUUGUAUUUGGCUUGUCGCCUAGAAAUAUCCUUCUGGAAAACUAGGCCACGCACACUAGGAAUCCAAAUUAAAAUGAUUGCGUCUAGUCGUUUUUGAGACGACUUCGACAACUAUUGACUACGCGAAAAAGUGGUCAACAGGAAAAAUGUUGGAAAUUCCUUUUCUAACUUGCUCACUCUAACACGACCCGUGUUAUCAAGCCGCUAUUGCCGAUUUGCUUCCCCAAAACCGCGCCCAACUCCAGUCUGUCUGCUCUCCAAAACUUUCAACCUCGAAAUGAGUCAGUGUGGAGUGAAAGAAAAUAAAGUGGCGCCACCCGACCACUCACUCUCGUUUCUCUGCGCCCUCGUUUCAGUUGGCCCCGCUUCCCGCGCUCCUCCUCAAAAAACCCUGUGAUUAUUAUAGGAGUUUGUUUGUUUGCAGAAGAUCGAGGACCCACUGCCAUCGUCGGAGGAUCCGCUGCAGGAGGAGCUCAAGGAUCCGCCGCAGACUUUUCGACCGUCGUGCUCUCGGAUCAACUCGUCACGCAGAGUGCGCCCAGCACGCCCAUUCAGCACAGAGAACACGCGAACGCCGAGUUCGGCAAAGAAGGUAAUUCUCUUGUUCGUUGAGCGUACAAUAUUGGAUGACGACGUUGAAGCGCUUCGAAUUGCGCUUGACGCAUUUUUGGUGCACUGACGCGUUUUCAGUGUUUAGAGCGUUUUUGACAAGCUCUUUUAAAGUUCUAGCACGUGGUUCGACGCAUCGCUAGUGCCUUGGCGCUUUUCCGGUGCAAACCCUGUAGUAGCUCUAGACAGGGAAAGUUCUUCUCUAGUUUUUCGCGCCCCGACGUUCCGUCAACAUUCCAUGUGCUUCCUCCUCAAAGUACACCCCCCUUCUGUCCGUAUAUUGUCUCUUUCUCUGUCGCGUUUCCACUUUUAUCACUCUUUCUCUCUCUCUCUUCCUCUUCCUCUUCAUAUCGAUUCGAUCAGUCAGCGGCGCCAUCCUCCUCCGCCGAAAAAGUGAUAACAGUGUGAUGGUCUCGACGAAAAAUGGGCAAUUUGUGCACGGUACACCACUGUAGUAAAGGUUUCUCUUUUUUUUCUUUUUUUUUUCUGGGUGCCGUGCCUCUCUCGUCAAGUCGUCAAGAAACGCGCCAAAAGCACGAGAAGCGUGUCAACACCGAGAGCAUUUCACUUCAAUUUUCAGCAUCUCCGUCGAACAUGAUGGCGACGGGCGGUCAGCAGCAAAAACCGGCGCUCAGCUUCUACGCCGACGGAUUCGGACAAAUCCGCGAGGGACUUUUCUCGUGCUUCCGACCCGUGUUCGGUUAUUUUGGCAAGGCGCCAGCCGAAAUGUAUGUGGUUUGUUAGAGCAAAAAGUUGGAUCCUGGAGACUUCCAUCAUUUCUCUGGCAUUUCGUUAUUAAAGGUGGUGUCCAUCGUGACAUACAACAUAUUUUUAAAAUAAACUUUUAAGUGGGGCAUUCACUUUCCCAAAAUCCCGAAUUACGAAAAAAAUUCCCCGAUUUUUAACAUUUUUUUCAAAAAAGUUAAUGGUACCGAGAGAAGUACACGGCGAAAUGGAAGAGCUGGCCGAGAUUUUUCUAGUCCCCCCGGAUGGAAUUCCCCUUUCUUUCGAUUUUUUUCGGUUUUCGUGCAAAUUUCUUAAAUUUUCAAUCGUUUUUUUCACAGAACACACUUAUUUGCAAUAUUUAACGAAAUUUAUGUUUUUUUCUGUGCCGUGACGUCAAAAAAAUCGAUAAUCUAAAACUUUUUUUUGGUUUUUCCGGGGUUUCGCUCAAUCUUCGGUUUGCGCGCUGAAAAGUAAAUAGAACGAGAUCGCUCAAUCAUUUCCUGAGUCUUAUUUAAAAUUUGCGAAUUACAGAAAGUUAUAUUUUUCAAAGUAAUGCGAAAAAUCCAAAACUUCCCAUUUUCGGUAUUACAAAAAGUGGCUGAUUUUUUCUGAAUUUCAGAAUUUUGUCAGAAUUUUGUCAGAAUUUUUAAAGUUUCCGAGUAUCGAUUUUUUUUAGCGUCACAGCACAGAAAAAACACACAUUUUUUUUAAAUAUUGCAAAUAAGUGAGUUUAGUGAAAAAAACGAUUGAAACGGAAAAAAAUCGGAAGAAAGGGGAAUUCCAUCCGGGGGGACUAGAAAAAUCUAGGCCAGCUCUUCCAUUUCGCCGUGCACCACUUCUCUCGGUACCAUUAACUUUUUUGAAAAAAAUGUUAAAAAUCGGGGAAUUUUUUUCGUAAUUCGAGAAUUCGGGAAAGUGAAACUCAAAUCAAGUUUCACGCCAACCGUCCGUCUGCUGGCUCAAAUUUCGAUUGCGCCAAGAAAAAAAGUAGUCUCGAAUCUAAUUAGGUCGCGUUUAGAUCGGUAACUUUCUAAUUAGAUUAUUAACGAAUUGCCCAGAGAACGUGUGCUCUUUUUGCAGCAAAAAAUCAGAGGACGAAGAGUGGGAGAUUCCGUUCGACGCGAUCUCCGAAGUGGAAUGGGUCGGCUCGGGCAGUCAGGGAGCCGUGUUCCGCGGCCACUUCGAAGGCCGCACGGUCGCGUUCAAGAAGGUGAAUCAGCUGAAAGAGACGGAAAUCAAGCAUCUGCGGCACCUCCGCCACCAGAACAUCAUCGAGUUUCUGGGCGUGUGCUCGAAGAGUCCGUGCUAUUGCAUCGUCAUGGAGUACUGCUCGAAGGGACAGUUGUGCACGGUGCUCAAGUCGAAGGCGCCGAUCACGCGCGAAACAUUUUCGCGCUGGGUCAAGGAGAUCGCCGACGGAAUGCACUAUUUGCACGUGAACAAGGUGAUCCAUCGCGAUCUCAAAUCGCCGAACAUUUUGAUUUGCGCCGACGAUGGCAUCAAAAUUUGCGACUUUGGCACGAGCCAUUUGCAAAAGAAGACCGACAGCACGAUGAUGUCGUUCUGCGGUACGGUCAGGUAAGAUAUUUGCAAAGUCGACUGGAAAAAUGCGUGUAAUUUCAGCUGGAUGGCUCCGGAGAUGAUAAAAAAGGAGCCGUGCAACGAGAAAGUCGACGUCUACUCGUUCGGAGUCGUCCUUUGGGAGAUGCUCACGCGCGAGACGCCCUACGCGAACAUUGCUCAGAUGGCCAUCAUUUUCGGAGUCGGCACUAAGUGAGUCGAGUGGAGCUGGACGAUACAUUGGCGCGAAAUUCAAAUUUUAACAGCAAAAUUUGUGUUUUUUGCCAGAUUAGCCACGAAAAAUCGAUAAUUUCGCAUUUUUCUCUCGAUAGACCGAUUUUAUAGGCUAUUACGAAUUUUUUAAGCGCAAGAGCGUCAAAUUUGGUCAAAUCGCAAAUCAAAUGUAUCCGCUUAAAGGUUUUUCGCUAAAACUGCGUGAAUUUCAGUUGCUUUUCGGUAAUUUUCGCGGUUCGAGCGCUCAAAAUGCUUGUAUUUACGUGAUUUAUCAUUCUCAAAACCAUUUUUGUCGGAAAACGGUCAAGAAAGCGCAAAAUGAGAAGGCGAAAAAGCAAAGUCCGCCGAAAAAUGCGCCAAAAUGUCAUUAAUUCUGAGAAUUAGUGUGUUUUCAUGUCGAACAUGCAUUUUUCAUCGCCUUUGACCACGAAAAACCGCCAAUUUCUCAUUUUUCUCUCGAUAGACCGAUUGUAUAGGCUAUUACGAAUUUUUUAAGCGCAAGAGCAUCAAAUUUGGUCAAAUCGCAAAUCACAUUUAUCCGUUUGAAGGUUUUUGGCUAAAACUGCGUGAAUUUCAGUUGCUUUUCGGUAAUUUUCGCGGUUCGAGCGCUCAAAAUGCUUGUAUUUACGUGAUUUACCAUUCUCAAAACCAAUUUUGUUGGAAAACGGUCAAGAAAGCGCAAAAUGAGACGGCGAAAAAGCGAAAUCCGCGAAAAAUGCGCCAAAACGUCAUUAAUUCUGAGAAUUAGUGUGUUUUCAUGCGGAAUAAUCAUUUUUCAUCGCAUUUGACCACAAAAAUCAUAGAAAACGUGCUCAAUUCAUGAAAACGCCAUUUGGCCGCCGACGCCACGCGCCACAUUAAUCUAUUUCUUCGUCUUCCAGCAUCCUCUCGCUGCCGAUUCCCGAAGAAGCGCCCCGCGGACUGGUGCUUCUCAUCAAGCAGUGUCUGUCGCAAAAAGGCCGAAACCGUCCGUCGUUCUCGCACAUUCGUCAGCACUGGGAGAUCUUCAAGCCGGAACUGUUCGAGAUGAGCGAAGAGGAGUGGCAGUCGAGCUGGGACUCGUACCGCGAGUUCGCCAAAGCCAUCCAGUACCCGUCGACAGUCACCAAAGAUCACGGCGGGCCGAAAAGCGCGUUCGCGAUGGAGGAGGAGAUUCAGAAGCGACGGCACGAGCAGCUGAAGCACAUCAAGGACAUUCGCAACAUGUACGAGCUGAAGUUGAAGCGCACGAACAAGAUGUACGACAAGUUGCAAGGCUGUUUCAGCGAGCUGAAACUGAAGGAGAACGCGCUGGCCGAGUGGGAGCGCGAUCUGACCGAACGCGAAUCGAUGCAAGUGUCGCCGCGGGGAGGAGCGAGACACGCGCGCGGCAACUUCUAUCCGAACGACGGCUACGAGGGAUUCUCGUCCGACGAGGAGGCGCGCAAUCAGAAUCAAAUCGGCUACCAGCGGGGAUCGCCGUACCGAUGCUCCAACACGAGCAGCUCGUCGUCGGGACCGUUCUCGCGGCAGAGCUCGUGCCGAAGCUCCGCCGGAAUGACGAGACGCAGCGAGGGAGCCGUGCAGAUGCCGAGCAGUGAGUGCACAUCCAGAGGGGCGGCACGGUCUGCCAGGGCGCUAAUGCUAAACACAGUGCGCUCGUAAAUUGCGGAGUGUCGUUGUAACUUUUUUGAAAAUUUUCACGUCUAAAAAUGCAGUUUUCUUUCUUUUUGACUUGAAAAACGUCUAGAAAACAAUAUUUUACUGAUUGGAAACCGUUCUUUACAGAAUUUCGAGUUUUUCAUCUUUUUCGCAUUUCGUCAAAACUUCAAACCUUUAUAUUUCAGCCAAUUUUGCAUUUCAUGAGCCCAACGAACGAUAAAAAUGUUCGCUGAAUCUUUCUUCACAAAAUUCAGGUUCCGGCGGCUAGUUUUCUUGAGCAGUUUUUGAAAACUAUUCGAAAAACAUCAAAAUCCAGGCCAAAACGUUCAAAUCGAAAUAACUCGGCUAAUUCUCAACGAUAUGUGAGAUUUCUGUUACCAAAACGUAACUAGUGUUCUAAUUAUUCGACGCCAGGUUCCAGGCGCACAAAAAAUAGGUGUAUUGUACAGAAAACAUGGAAAUAACGCGCGACGUCCCGUUGAAAAUUAAUUAAUCGGCCGCCGCCGCCGCGUAAAUCGACACAGCCCGUCUGUUGCAAGUGCGCCCCAUUGAAAUCAUUGCGGCGACCGCCACGAGAAGCCCGUGUUUUUGCAGAGAUCCUGAGAAGCGACAAUAUGCGGCACUCGUCGUCGUACUGGGAGACGCUCGGAGCACGUGGCAGCCCGGCCAGAGGAUCCGGAUACUCGCAGGACUCGGGAUUGGGAAGCGCCGCCGCCAGUUGUAUGGCGAUCAAUGGAACUGGCGCUUGUGGAGGAGGAGGAGGAGGAGGACAGCAUGUAAGUGGAGGCAGGGAAGGACACUUUGCAACCGGGGGCCGUUUCGCUCUCUCUUUGUUCUAGUAGUUGCAAAGUAUUUCAAAGUCAAUACAAAGUUUGGCAAAGUGAGAACAACUGUAACGGGAACUGACGCUUUGCAACUGGGCAAAACGUCCGGCGCAUCGAAUUUUGCACAAAUUUGUUACAGGUGGCCUACGUUCAAACAAUCUACCGCAACACGGACGGUCGCUGGUCGGACGGACGCAUCGCAUCGCGUAGACGCGUCUCCAACUCGGUGAAGAACUCCGCGGCGAAGACGUCGUCGCCGAGCACCGUCUUCUUCCAGAGGGACAGUCCGUCCCGUGUUCCACAUGGUGCUGUCGUUUAUUCUCGUAUGUGCAUGGUUUUUUUUUUUCGCGAUUCUUUACCCCCUCUAUUCACCUGGUUUUGAAUAAUACGGGGACACUCUUUGACCGUUCAUUUCGGACGGCCAGAUCUCAGCUGCCGGUGGAGAUGGCAAAAAGUGUUCAACUGAUGAAAUGUUCAGUAUAAAAUUGUGCGCAUUUUAUCAGUUGACCACUUGUUGAAAUCUCCACCCGCAACUGAGAUAUAUUGUUUUUUUCACAAAAGCAUGAUCGUUCGCUAGCCUACUCACUCUCUUCCCUCACAUUCACUUUCACAACGAAUUUAUCAAAUGUUCAUACGCGUCAUUUGCAGCGCGCUCAAGCUCGAAACUGAAUCGUUCCUCGUAUCCGUCGCGGAAUCCGCCCACGCACUCCGACGACUUCUACUGCUGCAACAACUGCUCGAGUACCCGAUCGGCGCGCGCGAAAAGCGUCGCGAUCGGAGCGACGAGCACGCGCUGCCGCUCGCCGACGCCCUACGACAACCAGCCGGAACUGCUCGACGUCGUCAACCUGAUGCCCGAAUCGACGUCGUACGACGAGGCGCUCAAAUCGAUCGGCGGACACGAGGAGGAGAACGCCGACGUGGCGAUGCCGAUGUCGUUCGGAAAUCCGAUCUACGUGUCGCCGAUCACCACCUACAGUAAUCCGAUCGGCGAGACGAUUGUCGAGCCGGUGGCCGAAGAAAACGCGAAUGAGAUGGAUUUGACGUCGUCGAUGGACUCGAGACGGUCCCGAGCCGAUGACGCCGACGUUGAGAGCAGUACUGAAGAAGAAGAAGAGGAAGAGGAAGAGGAAGAGGACAACGGCAACAUUCUGAACACUUCGAUGGACUCGCGAUCCGACGACGAACACCGUCUUCGGUACCGAAUCGACACGUCGCAGAGUACGAUGAUGAGCUCGUUGGAGCGGAGCCUGGAGUUGGGCGCCGCCCGAUCCGACGGGCUCAGCGACAACGAGCGCCGGGUGCAGGCGGUGAAGCACAGCAUCAAAACGCAUCGGAGGACACAUUCGGUGAGUGUUGUCUGCAACUUUUGUGCAACUUUUGCGCAACUUUUGCGCAACUUGCACUCUCCUCCUCCUGCCGUAACCCAACACAUUUCUUGCAGAACCCGCAAGCGCUCAUCCACCAACGCAUCGACGAAUCGUUUUCGUCGGCCACCGACGACAGCGACGACGCCGGCGGAGCGGUCCGAAUUUGA
Messenger RNA from Caenorhabditis sp. 36 PRJEB53466, 8508 nucleotides. Lineage: Eukaryota; Metazoa; Nematoda; Chromadorea; Rhabditida; Rhabditidae. The record is from the annotation of a GenBank genome assembly.